AUGACGCCGCCGCCGCCGCUCCUCGCCUGCCUCCUCACCCUCGUCCUUGCCGCUGCGGUGGCGCCACCGGCGGGCGCCGUCUGCGUUCCGCGCAAGCCCGGAGGCCAUAGCAAGCCAGGAGCACCGGCCAAGUCUGCGCCAUCGAAGCCGAAGCCGAAGCCCACGCAGGCGCCGGCGCCGCCGAAACCGACGCCGAUCGCUCCGGGCGCCGACAUCGUGAGGAGCCUGUGCCUGAAGACGGACUACCCGGACCUGUGCAUGUCGGCCAUCGCGAAGCAGCCGCAGCCGCAGCUGCCCGGCGGGAAGCGGCUGGACGGCGCCGGCGUGCUGCGGCUGGCGAUGGGCGCCGUGCGCACCAAGGCCGCCGAGGCCAAGGCCGCGGCGGGCGCGCUCGCCAACGACCCCAAGACGCAGCAGCUGGCGCGCGGCCCGCUGCAUGACUGCGUGGAGUCGUUCGACGACAUCGCCUAUAGCCUCGACCAGGCCGACAAGGCCCUCGCCGGCGGCGACCGCGACACCACGAGCACCAUGCUCGACACCGUGCGCACCGACGUUGACACCUGCGACCAGGGCUUCGAGGAGCGCGAGGAGCUCACGCCGCUCAUGGCUAAGCAGGACGCGGAGCUCGCCAAGCUCUCCAGCAACUGCCUCGCCAUUGCCACCGCUGCCGGCUUGCGCUAGACCCCAUGUAUCGUUCGGUCAUCCAUAGCUGUGCAUGUGCUAGCUCCUAGGCAGCAGCAACAACAUAUACUGCCCCUAUAAUUAACUCUCCACGCAUCAGAGAAGCUUCACUCAUGCAACACACUUGUAAUUGUAUAUCCAGGAAGAAGAUGUAGUUAGUGCAAUCGUUCCGGUUCUAACGUUGCA
Zea mays is the source of this 867-nucleotide messenger RNA. Its product is annotated as pectinesterase 3. The record is from RefSeq and is a predicted model, not a curated record. Gene Ontology annotation, biological process: negative regulation of catalytic activity. The transcript has a single exon. Gene Ontology annotation, molecular function: enzyme inhibitor activity. The coding region runs from base 1 to 681 and encodes 226 amino acids. NCBI's taxonomy places the organism in Eukaryota, Viridiplantae, Streptophyta, Magnoliopsida, Poales, Poaceae.